AUGGCUUUCGACGAUGAUGACCUCAAGGGCAGCAAUGACCAGAACGGUGAUGACGAAGCCAGCAAGCCAUUUCAUCUGGCUGGAGUGUUUGAUUCGAGUCAUGAGCAGGCAGACCGAGAUCUUGACCGAAGCCAUAGCAGCAAAGAGAACAAGCUGGGCGUACCAACUGUACAUGUUGAUAAAUUCCUUGUCGCUCUUGGAAAGCGACACACUGGGUCUUCCCUUGCCUCUCGUCACUGCCGUGAUGGUAAUUGCGGCCUCAAUGACCGUGAGCAUCAUCGCGACUGCGAUGGUGUGGUCAUCCCAGCCGAGGGCUCGGCGCUUCCUGCGAACCCAGAGCCGUAG
Alternaria ethzedia is the source of this 345-nucleotide messenger RNA. RefSeq lists its product as uncharacterized. The transcript has 2 exons. The coding region runs from base 1 to 345 and encodes 114 amino acids. The record is from RefSeq and is a predicted model, not a curated record. Lineage: Eukaryota; Fungi; Ascomycota; Dothideomycetes; Pleosporales; Pleosporaceae.